UUGAAUUACUAUACGGAAGAAAGGUUAACAUACCAGGAGUACUGCAGCAAGAAACACAGCAGGUAAGUUACAAUUAUGAAAUGUAUGUAAAUAAACUAAGAGCGAGAAUGCAGGAAGCCCACAGAGUGGCCAGAGACUCGAUUAUAAGAAGUAAGAAAAUCAGUAAGGAACAGUAUGACAUGAAACAAAAUCCAAAAAACUUCAAGGUAGGAGAUAAAGUAUUACUGCACGAUGAGUCGGUGAGACGGGGUAGAUCUCGGAAAUUAGAUUCACAAUGGAGAGGUCCAUUUGAGGUAGUAAAAGUGGAAGGUCCUAACGUAGUAAUAAAAGUUAAAAGAAAUAAGGGAACAAAAGUACAUGCCAACAGGCUGAAACAAUUCUUUUAAAUUUCAGGUAUGGCACUCAAGUGGCAGGUCGUGAAAUUCGUCAUAGUGAUAACAGCAUACUACAUCACUGCAUCAGAGCAUGCAACAAAUGAGUACCAAGUGACGCCAUUUCCGAGUUCAUCAGGACUAUAUUACGAUAAUAGAGGACAGGUAGAAAUAUACAGUACCACAUGGAGAAUAGUCACAUACGUAAAUCUAGAUAUAAUAACAGAAAGGUUUCAGAAUGCAGAGAGGUAUGGUAGGGCAGCGGUACAAAGGUGCCGAGAAACACUAACACAAUUAAAUGUAGGAUUAAUAGAAUGCAGGGUACUAGACCAACAAGUAACCCAUCAUGUGGAAAAAAUCACAGGAUUGCAACUUUUAGUACAGCAGCUAACGAAACACGAGACCAGAAGGAAGAGAGGAGUAUUCAACUUCGUCGGGCAGGUAAGUAAAAUACUGUUCGGGACGUUGGACGAAGCAGAUGCAGCAUACUAUAAGGAAAGAAUAGACGCUAUGGAGAAAAACUCAGAAGGGUUGUUGAGGCUAACAAAGGAACAGGUGGCAGUGGUAAGAGCCACAUUGGCGGGAGUAAACAGGACGGUAUAUACACUAGAGUCAAAUGAGCACGUUCUGAAGACAGGCAUGCAAAGACUAGAACGAUUCAUGAAGGAAUACGUGAAGGAAACCGAUAUAGGGUUUAAACGUGUAGCGUCCUUCGCCACAGUAACAGAGCAAGUAUUACAACUAUCGGCAGUGUUUGGUCAGAUCGAAGAGAAAUACGAACAAAUGAUAAAUGCCAUUGUAAAUGCUCAGAAAGGAAUACUACAGCCUCAUAUAAUUAAUCCAGUCCAAAUUGUAAAAUACCUAAGUUUAAUACGGGAAGAACUAAAAGAUGUAAAGUUUCCUGUUCCUCUUACGGAGUCCUCAGGUUAUCUAUUGUUAAGAAUAAUUGAUUUAGAUGUUUUCAUCUCGGGUAGCAUACUAGGAUAUGUAAUUAAUAUUCCAUUAAUAAAUAAUAACAAUUUCAAUUUGUAUAGAGUACUCCCACUACCAAAAGAAAUUCCAAACAUGAAAGGUAAAUAUGUGUACAUACAACUGGUGCACGCGCCGAUGGCGGGCGACAACGGUCGAAAAGCACCGCCGUCGUCCCACCUGGGUCAAUCUACGCAGAGUGGCGAUACGGUGAAUCAGGAGGGCCGCACAUUUGCGGGGAAAGUCAACGAGCCCAAGGCCACCGUCGACCUUUGGCAGUGUACAAGUCUGCGCAUCUACUUUGAAGAGUGCAUGCCGCCACAAUAG
Messenger RNA from Schistocerca gregaria, 1667 nucleotides. RefSeq lists its product as uncharacterized. Bases 396 to 1667 code for a protein of 423 amino acids. The record is from RefSeq and is a predicted model, not a curated record. The transcript is spliced from 3 exons. Lineage: Eukaryota; Metazoa; Arthropoda; Insecta; Orthoptera; Acrididae.